AUGUCUCUGGAAUCACCAUACUCUGUAAACUUGUCAGAUAUUAUCCAGUAUGACAAUAAUUAUGGUGACAAAUUAACUAGGUUGCUAUCUUAUAACGCAUCUGGUCCUCCAAUGUUGAGUGUUAAGGGUGUAUUAAAUUUGGGAGGUUCCCCAAGUGACUUUAAUAAUAAAGUACGAAAUUUAAUAUUAGGAAAAGAGACAGGAAUCAAUAAUACUGACAAGAUAACUGCAUUGGAUGAAGUAGAGAUUUCUGUAAAUAGUCCUGAUAAAUUACAUGUUGAAAACUGCAUAAUAGAUGCUAAUGAAAUAUUUGAUAAUGCUACAACUAACAAAACUGACAAUCUGAAUAUUAGUUUUUUAGGACUAAGUAAGAUUGAAAAAGAUAAUUUUGCGAGUACUUCGUAUUCUGAUCAAGCUAAUAAACAGGAUGACAUGAUUCUCAAGUGGAAGCAAAGACUGUAUGAGACCAUGGGAAUACUCGAUAUUGGGAUGGUAAACAGUCUAAUACUGAGCAAUUCCCAAAUUAAUGAACCAAUUAAAUUCAGUGUAUCUAAAGAGGAAGAAAUGCAGAAACUUCAUGAUGCUGUUAAUAACUGCAGAAUUUCCCUCAAUAUUUUACCUAAUGACCAUAUAACUAUUGAUGACGACUUGUCAUUAUCACUUUCAAUGUUAAAUAUUGAUACUGAAAAGAUAAUGGAAGAUUCACGUAUUGAAAUCCUCAAAGACUCACAACACUUAUCAAGUAAUGAGGAUAAAGGUAAUACCAUAGAAACAACUCAAACAAAUAUACAGCCAAUUACAUUUGAUCAGUUUUACAAAACGGCAUCACCACAAAUGAAUUUUACUGCUAAUGAUGUCUUGAAAUUUCAGCGGUCAUCUACAUCGAUAAAUUUGUCAACAGCACAGUUUCUAACUGAUCACCCUUCAUCUCAUAAUCCCAGAAAUUUCAACUUACAGCAUUAUUCUUGUCCUACUAAGACUGUUACUACUUUAAGAUUAUUAGCAGCUAUACGGCAUACUAGAGGACAGGUUAAGACAUUACAACAACAAUAUAAAAAGCAGUCUUAUAGGCUCUUUGACGUUCAACUUGUCUCUGACUAG
Molecule: messenger RNA, 1101 nt
Organism: Cryptosporidium muris RN66
Lineage: Eukaryota; Apicomplexa; Conoidasida; Eucoccidiorida; Cryptosporidiidae
Exons: 1
Coding region: 1-1101 (366 amino acids)
Source: RefSeq, a predicted model, not a curated record